Messenger RNA from Lycium barbarum (goji berry), 6344 nucleotides. RefSeq lists its product as uncharacterized. Lineage: Eukaryota; Viridiplantae; Streptophyta; Magnoliopsida; Solanales; Solanaceae. Bases 3057 to 4562 code for a protein of 501 amino acids. The record is from RefSeq and is a predicted model, not a curated record. The transcript is spliced from 3 exons. Gene Ontology annotation, molecular function: nucleic acid binding; zinc ion binding.
UAAUGUCUUUUUUCGAAAUAUAAGUGUAUUGACAGGUCUAGCCUCUACUUUGUGAUAUAUUUUCCCCAAAAUGCUUACAAGACCCUAUAAGAUUAAUUUGACAUUCGAGGACGAAUGUUCUAAAGGGGGGGAGGAUGUUAUACCCCGUACAUUUAUAUGACGAAUUAUCCGCAAGAAAAUCGACUCAAGUUAAAGGCGGAAUUAUUUUCGGAUACGAAAUAGAAAUCGUUAAUUUUCAAUUUUAAUUAAAACAUAAAUUGUGUAUGAAUUUUAUUGGUAUAAAGAUAUUAUUGGAGAUUAGGGGUAAAUUAACUAUGAUUAGAUUAUUAAGUGGGAUUAAAAUUUAAAUCACUUCAUUAAUUAAUUAAGCUUAAGGGGCCAUGUGGGCCCCACCCGAAAAAAAAAAAAAAGGAAUCAAAAUCUGGAAAUUAACAAAACAAGGUGCAAAAGUGAGUCAUCAAAAGGGGGAAUACGUGUAGCAAUAUGGGAUAUAUAUAUAUUUAAUGGGAUGUAGUGCAAAUGACCAUUUUCAAGUCAUUUGUUGGUACACAAAGCUCAAGAGCAAGAAAAACAAAUGCCCAUGGCUGCUCACGGCUAGAUUGGGGCUUAAAAAAAAAAAAAAAAAAAAACAGUUUUGUUGCUUAGUAAAAAUUCUAAGGAGAAGACAAGGAGAUAGAGGUGGAGAAGCAAGAACAAGUAUAAAGAUUUAAGACACAAAUUGGAGCCAAGUAUCCAAGGUAAGAAUUGGUUAUUUUCUUUUACAUUUAGAAUGAGUUGGAUGCAUUGUGAAUAUGUAUAAAAUGGUGCAUGUUGGUAUUGAAUGUUGUUGUUGAAAUUUAAAGUUAGCCGUGUGAAGGGCUUAUGUGAAGUAAUGUUUGAAUUUCUUGUACAUGUAUUAAGGAUGGUUUGAAUGAUGUAGUGUGUUUGAAAGGAAUGAAAAUUAUGGAAUUUUGUAUGUAGUUGUGUUGAAGCCGUGUAGGAGUUGAUUUAAGGAGUUAAUGGACUGUUUUAUGUGAUACUUUAGUUGUUGAUUGUUAUGGACAUUGUGGUGUAUUGUUUGCAUUUUAAAUAUGUGAGUUAAGAUGUAAGAGAAAUGAUAUAUAUGGAAGUGGGAAAAACAGUCCAACCGUGGACUGUUUUAUGUAAAUGGAUGGGCUAAUUUAGUUUGAAUGUUGAUUGUUGUUGUCAUGGGUUCUAAAAUAAGAAUGAAGACAUAGAUGGUUAAAAAGUGGAGUUGAAGUCGUUAUGGGCUGUUGUAGGAGUUAGUAUGCUAUUAAUAUAGUCUCUUGCGGUUAUAUAGACAAUGUUGCUAAACAUGUUAUUGUUGUUUGGUUGGAGUUGGACAAUUGCAAGUUAUUGCGAUUUUUGUAAACUUGAUAGAUAAGUGUUGAUCACAAGAAAUUGUAAAUGGUAAUGUUAUGUUGCUGUUUUGGGCCGUGAGCAGGAGUUAUUUUUGAUCAAGCAUGAUAGUUAAUUUUCAGUAGAAUUAUAGUUGUUGUUGUCCCGAACUAUAUGGCGAAAAGAUUGGAAAGUUAAAGUUGGAAUUGUGUUGAUACGAUCAUAUUGUCGCUUUUUUUUAUUGGAUUGAAGGAAUUGAAAGUAUAAGUGUGCCCAUGUAUUGUUGCUGGUAUUUCUGUGUCUACAGGAACACAAUUGGAAAUUUGGAUAGGUGAACCUAUAAGGGGAAGUGCUGCCGAAUUUUCGCCAAAAUGCUAGUUAAUAGAAUACUUAAGUGAGAACAUAUAUAUAGACGGGAAUGUAGGUCCUAUAGAAGAAUGAACUACAGAGUGGCGAACUAGGAAAUAUAGUUACUAACGAUAACGUCACUUUUAUAUAAAUAGGCGAAAAGAGCAACGAGGCAAAAGGGAUUCACGGAUAAUCGUCGACAGGUAUGUAAAGCUAUCCCUUUUCUUCUUUUGGCAUGUCCUAGGUGUACUAGGAUCGGAUUCGAGCCUCGGAAAAUAUUCUGCUCAUCGGAAUCCGCAUUUGAAAAUAUCCCUCUUUCAUUCAAUAGAAUUGAACCUUUUUUUGUAUGCUUUCUUGAAAAUUAUGCAAACCUUCCCCAAACUUUAUGAAAAGUAAUAAAAUGUCCGUAGAACCUUCGUAGGUGACCCCAUAAGCCUAAAAUGCGUAAUUUGAGCCCACCGCCUUGCUUGUCCCAAGGUGGGCCCACUAGUCCCGAUUUUACCCUUAUUGUACUUAAGGCUCGUUUUCGAGCAGUUUUUGGAAAGAAAUGUUCUGACUACUCUUUUAACUACUAAACAAAAAAAAUUGUUUUAAAUAAUUCAUUAAGUCUUAUAAAUUGUUUUGGCACUCGGAACGACUUCAGAAAGGUUAUGCUUCUGUAAUUCAUUAUGACAUCCGAAACUCACUUAUUAUGAUCCCGUCUGACUUCAUUGAAUUGGUUUGUCAUUGAUAUGCCUCAUCGAGUCUCUGAAAAUAUUUAUGAUAUUUUAACUGCAUUUAGUUUCUCACUACUCCACUCGUGGAUGCCCCAAUGUUUCCCACACUGAGCCCGGGCCAGGAUAUGUUGUCAAGCGUAAUCCUCUGCAUUGUUCGCCGUGCCUCGAUGUGAGGGGGCAGGUAUACGUGUACAUGGGUUUGUGGAGUAUGCUGUGCCAUGUACACAUGUUCUGAUAUGAUUUGCCAUGGCCAUCUGAUAUGAUAUACUAUGUUACGGGGUUAUGCCCCUAUUCUGAUUCUUCUGUGUUGUGGCACCAGCGUCGGGAGGGUGGCCACGUUCUGUCUGCCGAGUCCCUUGGCAGGGGUCGGAUUUGAUAUGACAUAUGUUUCUGUACACACUCCGCAUGUUUUGAAAAUAUGUAUUUGAUACUUUGGAUUUUCUACUCACUUUUUCUGUACGUUCUGUACCAGUUAUGAUUUUGUUUCUGUAAUUCAGGCUUUACAUAUUCAGUACAUAUUUCGUACUGACCCCCUUUCUUCGGGGGCUGCGUUUUCAUGCCGCGCAGGUACCGACGACAGGUUUGCUGAUCCGUCCGUCUAGGAUAUUUUUCUGCCAUUUGGAGCGCUCUUUUAUUCAGAGCCCAUCUUUUGUGAUGCCUCCGAAAAAGGCGACGGCCGCCCAGAAGAAAAAGGGCGUGGUAGGAGAGACCAGUCGGGCUCAGAAGGGUACUCGGACCCUUGCUCAGAUGAUGCGUGAUAUUGCGUCCCAGCCAGCAGACUCUACUACGUCUUCAUCAUCAGAGGAGUCUGGAGCACCAGUCGCUGCCACUAGGGGUCGGGGGACGGCUACACCAUUAGCUCCAGAGGCUCCAACGGCCGCGCCUCCAGUUCCCCAGCCAGGGGCAGAUGAUGGUACCCUGCGAGAGGCAGUUCAGCUAUUGACUCAACUGGUAGCGGGGCAGGCUCGCAGACGCUGGCGGAGGGAUGAUGAUGAUGAUGACAGGCGUGACAGCCUGAGGGUUCGAGAGUUCCUAUUAUGUGGCCCCCCAGAGUUUUUUGGGUCUAAGCCCGACGAGGACCCCCAUGACUUUAUUCGGGGGAUGCGACGCUCACUAGACUUGGUCAGGGCUUCAGAGACUGAGUCUGUUGAGUUGGCCUCGCACAGACUACGGGAUGUUGCUGCUCACUGGUAUGAGUCCUGGGAGCUAUCCAGGGGUGAGGGUGCUUCCCCAGCUACUUGGGACGAGUUCGUGGCUGCGUUUACCCGCCACUUUUUGCCCCCAGAGUUACGGCGGGCGCAGGUUGAUCGAUUUUUGCAUCUGCAGCAGAGGGGUCGGAGCGUUCGUGAGUAUAAUUUGGAGUUUGAUUCUCUGGCCCGGUAUGCACCUGCCAUAGUAGCAGACAUGGCCGAUCGGAUGCACAGAUACGUGAUGGGGUUAGACCGUUAUUUGAUUGAUGGCUGUAUGGCGGUGGCAUUGCAGACAGAUAUGGAUAUCGCCCGACUACAGGCCUAUGCUCUGGGUAUGGAGGACCGACACAGGGACGAUUAUUCCAGCAGAGAUCGGGACAGGAGGCCGCCCAAGAGGGCCAGGUCUGCAGGAUAUUCUGGAGAUUCCCGAGGCAGACAGCCUCAGCCGCAGCAGCAGUCUAGCUGGCAUUCUUCCCAGCCGGCACAGAGCACACCUCCGCAGUUCUCAGGCAGGAGAUUUGAUAGCCCAGGGUAUUUAGGAGCAGACCAGAGCUCCGGGGUUUCAGGUUCGCGGGUAGACAGGAGUUCCGGUCAGACGAGGCCACCCAGGCCUCAGUGUUCUUACUGUGGGAGAUACCACCCUGGAGAGUGCUACCGUGCUACAGGUGCUUGUUAUUCUUGUGGCCGCCAGGGCCAUACUGUGAGAGAGUGCCCGUAUAAGGGUAAUUUGGGAGGUGCAGCGCAGCCUACCGGGUCAGUCGCUGGGUCAUCGUCUCCUUCGAUAGCCAUACGCCCUGCGGGGCAGGGUACGUCGACAUCAGCAGGCCGCAGCAGAGGUCGUGGCGGAGCUCCCAGUUCAAGCGGUCCUUCGAACCGCAUCUAUGCCUUGACUAGUCGACAGGACCCGGAGGCGCUACCAAACGCGGAUACAGGCGAAAAGAGCAACGAGGCAAAAGGGAUUCACGGAUAAUCGUCGACAGGUAUGUAAAGCUAUCCCUUUUCUUCUUUUGGCAUGUCCUAGGUGUACUAGGAUCGGAUUCGAGCCUCGGAAAAUAUUCUGCUCAUCGGAAUCCGCAUUUGAAAAUAUCCCUCUUUCAUUCAAUAGAAUUGAACCUUUUUUUGUAUGCUUUCUUGAAAAUUAUGCAAACCUUCCCCAAACUUUAUGAAAAGUAAUAAAAUGUCCGUAGAACCUUCGUAGGUGACCCCAUAAGCCUAAAAUGCGUAAUUUGAGCCCACCGCCUUGCUUGUCCCAAGGUGGGCCCACUAGUCCCGAUUUUACCCUUAUUGUACUUAAGGCUCGUUUUCGAGCAGUUUUUGGAAAGAAAUGUUCUGACUACUCUUUUAACUACUAAACAAAAAAAAUUGUUUUAAAUAAUUCAUUAAGUCUUAUAAAUUGUUUUGGCACUCGGAACGACUUCAGAAAGGUUAUGCUUCUGUAAUUCAUUAUGACAUCCGAAACUCACUUAUUAUGAUCCCGUCUGACUUCAUUGAAUUGGUUUGUCAUUGAUAUGCCUCAUCGAGUCUCUGAAAAUAUUUAUGAUAUUUUAACUGCAUUUAGUUUCUCACUACUCCACUCGUGGAUGCCCCAAUGUUUCCCACACUGAGCCCGGGCCAGGAUAUGUUGUCAAGCGUAAUCCUCUGCAUUGUUCGCCGUGCCUCGAUGUGAGGGGGCAGGUAUACGUGUACAUGGGUUUGUGGAGUAUGCUGUGCCAUGUACACAUGUUCUGAUAUGAUUUGCCAUGGCCAUCUGAUAUGAUAUACUAUGUUACGGGGUUAUGCCCCUAUUCUGAUUCUUCUGUGUUGUGGCACCAGCGUCGGGAGGGUGGCCACGUUCUGUCUGCCGAGUCCCUUGGCAGGGGUCGGAUUUGAUAUGACAUAUGUUUCUGUACACACUCCGCAUGUUUUGAAAAUAUGUAUUUGAUACUUUGGAUUUUCUACUCACUUUUUCUGUACGUUCUGUACCAGUUAUGAUUUUGUUUCUGUAAUUCAGGCUUUACAUAUUCAGUACAUAUUUCGUACUGACCCCCUUUCUUCGGGGGCUGCGUUUUCAUGCCGCGCAGGUACCGACGACAGGUUUGCUGAUCCGUCCGUCUAGGAUAUUUUUCUGCCAUUUGGAGCGCUCUUUUAUUCAGAGCCCAUCUUUUGGUACAGUCUGUCACUACUGUAUUUAUAUAUUCUCGUUCAUGGGUACGGCGGGGCCCUGUCCCGUCAUAUGAUUCUGUCGGUCUGUUUAGAGGUCUGUAGACAUGUUUGUGGGUUGGGGUCUUUCUGUACGGAUGCGUGUAUAUGUUGUGUUUGGGCGAUCCCAUUCACCGCGGCGGCCGGUCCGCAUAUGUUUAAAUGUUGCUUUGUUGGCCCUGGGUGGUCAUUGUUGGUAUUAUCUGUGCGCAGGGUUAAUUUGGAUAGUCUGUAAAACAAAGGAAACUCUGCCGAAAUUUUUCUGGAAAUUAUCUAAAUUUGAAAUAUAGCCUUGUCGGCUUCUGCUAUAUACUUGAAUGCGUUUGAUAAAAAUUUGAGAUAACAUUUGAUAGAUGUGUUUGGGUGCCCAGAUCGGGCACUAGUCACGGCCUAUGGGGUUGGGUCGUGACAGAAGUGGUAUCAGAGCGGUUUGUCCUCGGAAUGUCUACAGACCGUGUCUCGUAGAGUCUUGUUUAUCGGUGUGUUGUGCACCACAUCUAUAAACAGGAGGCUGCAGGACAUUUAGGGUGUUUCCUUCCUUUGAAUCUUAGAUCGUGCGAUAGAGCUAUGCUAU